This is a messenger RNA of Triplophysa rosa, 1794 nucleotides long. RefSeq names its product adhesion G protein-coupled receptor G4a (gene adgrg4a). Gene Ontology annotation, biological process: cell surface receptor signaling pathway; adenylate cyclase-activating G protein-coupled receptor signaling pathway. Gene Ontology annotation, cellular component: membrane. Gene Ontology annotation, molecular function: G protein-coupled receptor activity. The coding region runs from base 1 to 1794 and encodes 597 amino acids. The record is from RefSeq and is a predicted model, not a curated record. The transcript has 12 exons. NCBI's taxonomy places the organism in Eukaryota, Metazoa, Chordata, Actinopteri, Cypriniformes, Nemacheilidae.
AUGAGCAUGUGCAUGACGACUGUAUCAGAUUUCGAUGAUCUGGAAAAUAUUGAAGUUACAGCUAACAAUUCAGCAGAUAUUGUGAAUGUGAUCGAGGAUCUGUUGAAGGACGAGAACAGUCUGACUGAUGCACAGCUGGACAUUAUUAUUGAUAAACUGUCUGCGGUUACUAAGAUCGCAACCUUGACCGCAGUGCUGGCCAGCAGCAUUACUAAUAUACUUUCAAACAUCUGUGAAUAUACAACCAACCUCGGCCAAGUCACCAAUGAAAUACUGUAUAUCACAGACCUCAUGGGAGACAGAACGGUAUUCACAGGAUCUUAUCAUAACAUGACAGCACCUUCAUUGGCACUGCAGCUGAUCAACCCAGACACCUCACAGUUCCACGGCCUCACAUUUGGAGUGUCCUCCUUUCAGACUGGUCUCACCCCUGAGAUAUAUUUCAACAGGGCGUUUUCAGAGCAGACAGACACAGCAGAUGUGGCAUCCAUAUCUUUACCUUCAACUGUAGAGAACUUUUUCCCAAACAGUGAAGCCAUACCUCGUGUCCAGUUCCAUUUUUAUGGCAAAAAAAAUCUCUUUCAGAGCGCUCAAAGCAACAUGAUGCUGAAUUCUUACGUGGUGUCUGCCAGUAUCACCAACGCCACAGUGAGUGACCUUGAGAUUCCAGUGGUGGUCACGUUCCAACAUCUCCAACAAAAAGAGGAUCAGGCCAUUGUCAAAUGUGUCUACUGGGAUUUAAAUAAGAACAAUGGAAUAGGAGGAUGGAACGAUGAAGGAUGUGAGAUUAAGAGGUCUAACGCCACUUACACACUGUGUUACUGUGAUCAUCUCACACAUUUUGGAGUUCUUCUGGAUAUCUCUAAAACCCCAAUAAAUCCAGAAGAUGAGAAGAUUCUAACUGUCAUCUCUUAUCUGGGUUGUGGCGUAUCUUCCAUCUUUCUUGGAGUCACGUUGCUUACCUACGUGGCCUUUGAGAAACUGAGGAGGGACAAUCCAUCAAAGAUCCUUAUUAACCUCUCAGUGGCCUUGCUAGGGCUGAACAUGUUUUUCCUGGUAAACUCCUGGUUUGCCUCUUUAGACAGCGAUGGGCUCUGUAUUGCUGUCGCUGCCAUUCUGCAUUACUUCCUCUUGGCUGCCUUUACCUGGAUGGGACUAGAGGCCAUCAAUAUGUAUCUGGCCUUGGUCAAGGUCUUUAAUGCAUAUGUACCUUCUUACAUCCUUAAAUUCUGUGCUCUUGGAUGGGGUUCACCUCUGAUAGUUGUGAGUUUGGUACUUGCCAUUGACACAGAAUCUUAUGGCAGCAGUGUUACCAGAACACUUCUUGAGAAAUCCACUCCCUUUUGCUGGAUAAAGAAUGAUGUGACUUUUUACACAACGGUGGUUUCAUUCGUGAUCCUGAUACUGGUCUGUAAUAUUGGCGUGUUCACUGUGGUGCUCGUGCAGAUCCGCAAAAUGCAGGUCAAUAAGCCCACCGGCAGCAGAAAAGGACUACUGCACGACCUGCGUGUGGUGAUCAGCCUCACCUUCCUGCUGGGACUGACCUGGUUACCAGCCUUCUUUGCUUGGGGUCCUGCCAAAACACCUCUCCUAUACCUGUUCUCCAUCCUAAACAGUCUUCAAGAUUGGAGCCGCUCUGUGUCAUUGGGGGCCAAAGUAAAAGGAGGUCUGCAAGUAUCACCAUGUAUAAAGUCAGAGACCACCAGUGACAGGAAGAUCUCUGAGUGCUCACACUCAGGGUCCAGUCACGAUCAGGUUUGCUUGACGCAGAACAGGAAGAAGUCUUCUGUGUAA